AUGGCGUCUGGCGACGAAUCCGCGGGGCUGGUGGCCACCCACGGCGAGGAUAGCUGCAUCUUCUGCAAGAUUGUGGGUGGCAAGAUCCCGUCGCACAAGGACAUGCCAGAAGAGGAGAGUGCGCAGCUGCUGAAGCUGCUGCCAGCCGUGUCCAAGGCCGUGCGCACAGCCACGGGCGCAGAGGGGGUCAACAUCUUCCAGAACAACGGUGGGCCGGCAGGGCAGGUGGUGUUCCACGUGCAUGUGCACGUGCUGCCGCGCACCGAAGCUGACGGGCUGCUAUCGUUUGGCAAGAGUGGGCCGAUGAUUGCGGCAGACGAGGCCAAGGAGGUAAAGGAGGCCAUAGCCGCUCUUCUCCCCUCACACCUCUGA
Molecule: messenger RNA, 372 nt
Organism: Closterium sp. Naga37s-1
Lineage: Eukaryota; Viridiplantae; Streptophyta; Zygnematophyceae; Desmidiales; Closteriaceae
Source: the annotation of a GenBank genome assembly